GUGUUUUCUUACCCAUUGUGCGAAGGACUCGGUCACAUUCCUCGUUUGCAGUUGCUGCCUGGGUUUGAAUUACUGUGUUACCCUUCCGUUAGUCGAGGCACGAUGAGUGAAGGCUUCAUUUCUCAGUCAGUGAUCAUAGGGGCAAGUCAGACGGGAAUGUCUAUGCUCCGUUGUAUCUCGUCUGAGUCAUUAUCUAAUGAUGAAGUGGGAUGGCGAUAUCUGGUUGAUCAGGGGAGAGGAUUCUGUUUGAGCCGAAGCGGCGGAAAAGACGAACCCUUAAUGAUCGGUACGGGAAGCAGGGAUCAAGAAAGAUUAAAUAAAAGAUUCAUCCAGCUGGACUUUCCAGAUUUCAAUGUCCGAAAUCUCUUGGCAUCCAAUCAGACCCCGAGAAUGGUUCGAUAUUACGAUAAUUGGGUUAGCGCCUACAUUACUCGGAUGAAAAUCUGCCCGUGCAUAAUUCUCUCAGGAGAGAAAACGUCCACCAAAGCUUGGCAUAAAAUAAAGAAAGUAGGAAUGUACAGUAUGAAGCCUUUGUCCAUAGAGGCAAAAGGUGGCGUGUGGCAUUUAGUCAUCGAUACGGCGACGAGAUUACCCGGUGUUUCUUUGUGACUGCAGUUGCACUGCUACCAGUACUAAAGGGAUCCGCAUACCCCAGACCGCGUCCCGACCUUAAUCUAUUCCAGAACCCUCUCAAGAUUUGGUGUUCGACGUUCGUCUUCGUCUUCGGUCCAAGACCCUCUUUCCAGCAAAAUCCAACCAGUCACAGACUGUCAAAGCCUCGUCGGACAUUCGAAG
Mollisia scopiformis is the source of this 795-nucleotide messenger RNA. RefSeq lists its product as uncharacterized. Bases 103 to 609 code for a protein of 168 amino acids. The record is from RefSeq and is a predicted model, not a curated record. The transcript has 2 exons. NCBI's taxonomy places the organism in Eukaryota, Fungi, Ascomycota, Leotiomycetes, Helotiales, Mollisiaceae.